CGGCUGUCACAAAAUUAAACCUUUAUAUACAAGAGGAAUAAUUGCUUGAACACAAAAACAUCAAUUCAAGCAUGCCAUGCACAUUAUACAUAUAGAUGAUCAUGUGUGCAGUUAAAUUUGUAAUUAAUAUUCAAACAACUAGACUAAAGAUUUGGAUUAGCUAUACUGAAGCUCUGCAGAGGGGGCAAGAUUUGUUAAUGGCCAACCAAACGGAGACGCAGUCGGAAUGAAACUUAUGAUUGCAGGCUUGAAGAACGGUGCACAGCGCGCCCUUCUCGAACCCUGUGAUGCAAAUUGCACACCCGUCCUCCACUCCCGCCCUUAAGCUCCCUUCCUCAAAGGUUCUUAUAUUCAGCCGAACCUCCGGCGGUGGGCGUCGGGGUAGUCGUUCUCCUACGCUUUCCUCGAAGGUUCUUAUAUUCAGCCGAACCUCCGGCGGUGGUUGGCGGGGCAGUUGUUCUCCUACGCUAACGAUGACGUUGGUGUUGGGAAUACGCGGGGCUGGGGAUGUGCUGCGCCGCCGCAAAGAGAGGCAGAUAUUCAAGCACAAAAUUGCAAGGGCAACGAGGGCUGCUGCCCACAGAGUAAUAAGAAGCACACAAGCCGUCAGGAUUAGGUAAGGAAAAAUAUCCAUAUUUUUUGUCACACCAAUAUACGAAGUACUACGUUUGAUGUGUAUAUACGAAGUAUGUAUGUUGGAGAUUGUAAGUUUAGGUACAAUAUGAUAUAUAUACGUCUGUUAAGAGUUAACUCCUGAAAGGAAUAGGGAACUGCAAAGGGUAAUUCUAUAUAGCUAAAUUACUAAAUACAGACACAAUAAAAUAAAAUUCCUGAUAUACCCUUUUCAUAACAUCUUGUCCCGUCCAAAGCUUGGCCCUGCAUAGCUGGAAACCCCAUCGUUUUGGGCAGCCAAGUGCAGCAACUCAUCCUUUUCUCGUCGGAGUUAUGGGUUUCCCACGCCGGAAAAUCCUUCUUCGUGGCCGUUGUCGUCAGUGAAGCAGAGGAACCAGAACCAACAACGAAGUGAAAGUAGAACCUUGCGAAGGAGUGUUUUCUCAGCUGUGUUUGCACUCGUCAUCCCUCGUUGAAGCCACGCCACUGCAAGAGCCUCGUCGUCUAUAUGAAGGCAAGGUCUAGGAGUCCCAGAUCUGCAAGGGAAUAGAAGAGGAGUCUACUAUGGAAGAGGAGUUCCGGCUGUUGCUUCGCUAAUGGGAGCUGCUUCUGGAUCCUUGUGUUCAUCAGUGCACCGGAGUAGCCGCCGGCUGUCCCAAGAGUCGCCACAGCUCCCAAUUCUCCCCCAAUUUUUUGUUGAUUUUCUUGUCGGAGCAUGUUUACCAAUAGAGCUCCCCAAUUCUUCUCCAAUUCGGGCAUUGUUGGAGCAUAUUUACCCAAUUCUCAUAUUCCGGUCGCAGGCUUGCCAUUUUUGCCGAGGAGUUCCGACUUCUGACCAAAUUAUUCCUUUUUUCUUUCCAAUCUUGAAUACCAGACUAAAUCCUGUGAGAGCUGCUUGUUUCUUCUUCUUCUUCCUCUAAAUUUCUCACCCCUAUGUUUUGUUGUUGACCUUUAGCUUGUUGAGUCGUUCUCGUUUCAGAAGAGAUUGGUCGUAGAAGAAGAAUAUGAUUGUCGUAAUCUUUCCGUAUUCCGUAAGGGUGUCGAUUAUUUAAUUGGAAAGGCAAAACAGGUAUUUGAAAAAGAUUGUGGCUUUGAUUAGUAAUUAUGAUGAUCUAGUCUAGGAUAUAUACGCCUGUUAACUCCUGAAAGGAAUACAGAAUUAGGAAUUACGGAGUACGGAGUAUUUAAUUUAUAGUAUACCGUGGUGUAUAUUAAUAAUGGGCCUCUAUAUUAAUGGUAUCAAAU
Messenger RNA from Cuscuta epithymum, 1857 nucleotides. The record is from the annotation of a GenBank genome assembly. Lineage: Eukaryota; Viridiplantae; Streptophyta; Magnoliopsida; Solanales; Convolvulaceae.